Ylistrum balloti is the source of this 435-nucleotide messenger RNA. RefSeq lists its product as uncharacterized. The record is from RefSeq and is a predicted model, not a curated record. Lineage: Eukaryota; Metazoa; Mollusca; Bivalvia; Pectinida; Pectinidae. The transcript has a single exon. Bases 1 to 435 code for a protein of 144 amino acids.
AUGAAGCCCCACAAGACGCUUCGAAAUAUCCUAGUCCACCCUAAGGAUAAGAUAACCAAAGAGAAUGUCGCAGAAUGCAUAUACAAGAUCGGGUGCAAAAACUGUGACGCGUCAUAUAUUGGAGAGACUGGAAGGCGAUUCGGGGUUCGCCUUGGGGAGCACCGGAAAGACACCGAAAGACAAGAGGAAAAGAAGUUCACCCGAUCAGAGAGGAAGCAGUCAGAGUCCCAGUUAAACAAAUCGGCAAUCACUGACCAUGCCAUGCAGGAAAACCAUGUGAUUGACUGGGAAAACUCAAAGGUGCUCGAUAGGGAGAACCAUCUUCUGAAGCGACAGAUCAAAGAAGCCAUCUGGAUACGCCGCAGCGGGGCAGUUCUGAACCGAGAUGAGGGGGCUCAUAGACUCUCGCACAUCUAUGACCAAGUAAUAAAAUAA